AUGACUGAUGAUGAUAUGUCGUCACUACGAAUUGCCAAAGAACUACGAAAGGUGGUCAGUGAACGAACAGUCAGACGAUGGCAACAUCUAUAUAGAAGUGUCGGUACAAUUGAUUUAAAAAUACCUCCUGGAACAAUCGGUGGAAUUAUUCAUGAUGAUCUUCAUUUACAUGUCUAUCAUGUUACGAUUCAGUCGAAUCUAAAAGAUGAACAUAAACAAGGACGAGUAUCAUUUGCGUAUUGGGUUCGAAAGUCAUUAAGAAAACAAGAUCAAGAAAAAAUCUUAUUUUUUGAUGAAAAAUAUUUCGAAUUGGAUGGCAUCUGCAAUCAUCAAAAUGGUCGCGUUUAUGCUGCUUAUCGACAGGAUGCGAACGAACAUAAAAAAAUAAGAUUGAAAGCCAAAUUUCCAAAAAGAAUUAUGAUAUGGUUUGCAAUAUCGAAAAAUGGUUGUUCCAUUCCAAUUAUUUUUCAACCUGGUGAAACAUUAACACAUAAAAAUUAUAUUGAAAUUGUUGUGCCACAUGCAGUAUCUGAAGGUCGACGACUAUUAAGUGAUGGCUUUAUCUACAGCAAGAUAACGCAACCGCACACAAGCGCAAAGAUUCGAUAG
Messenger RNA from Rotaria socialis, 609 nucleotides. The record is from the annotation of a GenBank genome assembly. Lineage: Eukaryota; Metazoa; Rotifera; Eurotatoria; Philodinida; Philodinidae.